UACCCUGAUGGGUGAUAGAUACAGACAUAUUAAUCACCUAACUCCACUCGCCCACCAGUGACACCUAUCGCAUGACGAAGCUUUAAGCAUCCUCCGUCUCACUACACCCACCUUUCCAGCUACUUUCCGCCAUUACCUUUUUCAUUCUUGAGCUUCCAACUGCUUCAUGCUUCCACAGAUCUGACCACUUGAAACUCAAACUGAACUUCAAUUUGUACUCAUUUGCGUUUACUCAGGCCAAAAGAAUAUGUCAUCUCGUUUUAAAAGGAAGCCCCGCCAGCCAGUCGCUGAAAAUUUGAAUAUUGACUCACUGGUUGAUGAAAAUCUAGAGCAGUCGCCACAUCUAAGUGAAAUUUUUCAGUGUUACAAAACUGAUUGGAUAAAAGAUGAAAACAAGUAUGGACAUUAUGAAAGUGUUGGCAGUAUAUCUUUUCAGAACCAGAUCUUUGAAGGGCCUGAUACUGAUAUUGAAACAGAAAUGCAUCUUGCGAAUGCUCGGCAAGAUAAGAUUGAAGACGAUGAUGAUGAUGAUGAUGAUGUACCUAGUACCUCUGGUCGACAACUUACAGAGCACUAUGGUGAAUCCCCCCUGCCUGCUUAUGAACCUGUAUUUGACUGGGAAAACGAGAGGUCAAUGAUAUUUGGACAAAGACUUCCAGAAUCUAAUAUGCCACAGUCUUCGAGUGGGUUGAAGAUUUCUGUAAAAGUUCUUUCCCUAUCAUUUCAAGCUGGAUUAGUCGAGCCGUUCUAUGGUACUAUAUCAUUGUACAAUAAAGAUAAAAGAGAAAAGCUGUCAGAAGACUUCAUUUUUCGUGUUCUCCCAUCUGAAAUGCAGGAUGCUGGCAGUUCAUCAGAAUCACGUGGACUUUUUUAUUUAGACGCCCCGUCAUCGUCUAUUUGCCUGCUUAUACAAUUAGAGAAGUGUGCUACUGAAGAAGGCGGUGUGACUCCAUCUGUUUAUUCACGCAAAGAACCGGUUCAUUUGACUGAGAGAGAAAAGCAAAAGCUACAAGUUUGGUCUAGAAUGAUGCCUUACAGAGAAUCGUUCUCUUGGGCAAUUAUCCCGUUAUUUGAAAGCAACACUGGUUUGGCUACUGGUGGGUCCGCUUCUCCAAGCAGCCCACUUGCUCAUAGUAUAUCAGGAGUUAGUUUGCAGGAGAGUGUUUCUGAACCGGUUACAAAAGUCACAUUAGAUGGUCAGAUGGGUUAUUCGAAUGGCAAUUCUGUUGUGGUUGAAGUGUCAAACCUAAAUAAAGUCAAAGAGAGCUAUACUGAGGAUUCACUCCUGGAUCCCAAACGGAAGGUUCAUAAGCCUGUGAAAGGUGUGUUGCGAUUGGAAAUAGAAAAGCUUCAAGCUGCUAACACUCAAUACGACAAUGCUUCGGAUGGAAGUUUUACCAAUGAAAAUGACCACGGGGAUCGACUAACUGAUUCAACUGUCGGUGAGUGGCGCAACAUUCAUUCAGAUAGACAUAAAGAACCCCUAAACGGAUCAGGUUCAACAAGACAUGCAGAGCCUACUAAUGACGUUCAAGCUUUUGACUUCCGCACAAUGAUAAGAAAUGAGCCCUUUUUAGAGUUUUUCCAUUGUCUUUAUGUUUACCCAUUGACUGUCAGUCUGAACCGAAAAAGGAAUUUGUUUAUAAGAACUGAGCUCCGAAAGGAUGAUGCUGAUAUCCGAAAGCAGCCACUAGAGACAAUGUAUUCAAGGGAGCCAGGUGCGUCCCUACAAAAAUGGGCCCACACACAAGUUGCUCCUGGAAGUAGGGUGGCUUGCUACCAUGAUGAAUUGAAAGUUUCACUUCCUUCUAUGUGGACCCCACAACAUCACCUUUUGUUCACUUUCUUCCAUGUUGACCUUCAAACAAAAUUGGAAGCCCCCAAACCAGUAGUUAUUGGAUAUGCAGCUCUCCCAUUAUCAACACAUGCUCAGUCAAGAUCUGACAUUUCUCUACCAAUCAUGAAAGAGCUGGUUCCACACUAUCUUCAAGACAGUGGCAAGGAGAGGCUGGAUUACUUGGAAGAUGGGAAAAGUGUCUUUCGCUUACGGUUACGCCUUUGUUCAUCAUUGUACCCUGUUAGUGAGCGUAUAAGAGAUUUUUUUCUUGAAUAUGACAGACACACUCUUCGUACAAGCCCACCUUGGGGUUCUGAACUCCUUGAGGCAAUCAAUAGUUUGAAGAAUGUUGAUUCAACUGCGCUGCUACAGUUUCUUCACCCGAUAUUGAAUAUGCUUCUCCAUCUUAUUGGCAAUGGUGGAGAAACUCUCCAGGUUGCUGCAUUCAGAGCUAUGGUUAAUAUUUUGACACGAGUACAACAAGAGUCAGUUGAUGAAGCUGAGAGAAAUAUAUUUCUGGUCAACUAUGUGGAUUAUGCUUUCGAUGAUUUUGGUGGUAGACAAACUCCGGUAUAUCCUGGUUUGUCAACUGUAUGGGGAAGUCUGGCUCGUAGCAAGGCCAAAGGCUAUCGAGUUGGACCAGUAUAUGAUGAUGUACUCUCAAUGGCUUGGUUUUUCCUUGAAUUAAUUGUUAAGUCAAUGGCAUUAGAACAGACUCGAGUGUCGUAUCAUAAUCUGCCUCUAGGUGAAGACAUCCCACCAAUGCAGUUAAAAGAAGGCGUGUUUAGGUGCAUCAUGCAAUUAUAUGAUUGCCUUUUGACUGAAGUGCAUGAACGUUGUAAACGGGGGUUAAGUUUAGCAAAACGUUUAAACAGUAGUUUGGCGUUCUUUUGUUACGAUCUUUUGUCAACCAUUGAACCACGACAAGUUUUUGAAUUGGUGUCCUUGUACCUAGAUAAGUUCUCUGGUGUUUGUCAAUCAGUGUUGCAUGAUUGCAAGCUUACCUUUCUACAAAUCAUCUGUGAUCACGAUUUAUUCGUUGAAAUGCCUGGGCGGGACCCUUCUGAUAGGAACUACCUUUCAUCUGUUUUAAUUCAAGAAGUUUUUCUAACCUGGGAUCAUGAUGAUUUAUCUCAGCGGGCUAAAGCAGCUAGGAUUUUGGUAGUUCUCUUAUGCAAGCAUGAGUUCGAUUCUCGAUACCAGAAGCCUGAGGAUAAAUUGUAUAUUGCCCAAUUAUAUUUUCCACUUGUGGGACAGAUACUGGAUGAGAUGCCAGUAUUUUAUAACCUGAGUGCUGUUGAAAAACGUGAAGUGUUGAUCGUAGUUUUGCAAAUAUUACGUAAUCUGGAUGAUGCAUCACUUGAAAAAGCAUGGCAGCUGAAUACUUCUCGAACAAGACUGUUUUUCAAACUACUUGAGGAUUGCUUAAUUCUUUUUGAGCACAAAAAAAGUGUCGAUAGCAUGCUUAUAGGCGGCAGUUCUAGGAGCCCCGUUGCUGAUGCACCCAUGUCUCCGAAAUAUUCCGACAGGCUGUCCCCUGCCAUUAAUCAGUAUCUAUCUGAAGCAUCUCGCCAAGAAGUUAGGCCGCAGGGUGCAUCUGAGAAUGGAUAUUUGUGGCAACGAGUGAACUCACAGCUGAGCUCACCUAGUCAACCAUUUUCCUUACGAGAAGCUUUGGCUCAAGCUCAAUCUUCUAGAAUAGGAGCAUCAAGUCUAGCUCUCAGGGAAUCCUUACAUCCAGUUUUAAGGCAAAAACUUGAACUUUGGGAAGAAAACCUCAGUGCUGCUAUCAGUCUUCAAAUUCUGGAAAUAACUGAGAAAUUUUCUAAAGCUGCUGCAUCACAUAGUAUUACAACUGAUUAUGGAAAGUUAGAUUGUAUUACAUCUAUAUUUACUAGUAUUUUCGCGCGAAGUCAAUCGUUGGCAUUCUGGAAAUCAUUGUUUCCAGUAUUCAACAGUGUUUUUCAGCUUCAUGGGUCGACAUUAAUGGCACGGGAAAAUGAUCGUUUCUUAAAGCAAAUUGCUUUCCAUCUUCUUAGACUUGGUGUUUUUCGUAAUGAAAAUAUCAGGAAAAGAGCCGUCAUUGGGUUGCAGAUCCUUGUCAGGAGCUCUUUCUCUCACUUCACACAAACAGCAAGAUUACGGGCCAUGCUUACAAUCACAUUAUCAGAGCUGAUGUCAGACGUCCAAGUAACUCAAAUGAAGUCUGAUGGAACACUUGAAGAAAGCGGUGAAGCACGGCGUCUUAGAAAAUCACUAGAAGAAAUGGCAGAUGAAAGCAAAAGUCAAAACUUACUAAAAGAAAGCAGGCUUCCUGAAACUUCACUUGUUGACAUUCCAGAAGGGUCAACUGAAAGUCGGUGGUCAUGGUCAGAGGUCAAAUUUUUAUCUAAUAGCCUUCUUCUUGCUCUUGAUGCCAGCCUGGAACAUGCACUUUUGGGAUCACUUAUGAACACAGAUAGAUACGCUGCUGCAGAAAGUUUCUAUAAACUAGCAAUGGCGUUUGCUCCCGUGCCAGAUCUUCAUAUAAUGUGGUUACUGCAUUUAUGUGAUGCACAUCAGGAGAUGCAAUCAUGGGCUGAAGCUGCACAGUGUGCUGUUGCGGUUGCUGGCGUUGUAAUGCAGGCUCUUGUAAGCAGAAAUGAUGGAGUCUGGAGCAAUAAUCAUGUGACUGCAUUGCGCAAAAUAUGUCCAAUGGUCAGCACUGAGAUCACAUCUGAGACAUCAGCAGCAGAAGUCGAAGGAUACGGUGCUUCAAAACUAACGGUUGAUUCUGCCGUAAAGUAUCUACAGCUGGCAAAUAAGCUUUUCUCUCAAGCCGAAUUAUUCCAUUUUUGCGGGUCCAUUCUAGAACUCGUGAUACCAGUUUAUAAAAGCCGGAGAUCUUAUGGACAACUAGCCAAAUGCCACAGUAUGCUAACUAACAUCUAUGAAUCAAUCUUAGAGCAAGAAUCAAGCCCAAUUCCGUUUACAGACGCCACAUAUUAUCGUGUGGGAUUUUACGGUGAAAAAUUCGGAAAACUUGAUAAAAAAGAAUAUGUGUACCGAGAGCCUCGUGAUGUUAGAUUAGGUGACAUAAUGGAAAAACUUAGUCACAUAUAUGAAUUAAGAAUGGAUGGUAAUCACACGUUACAUAUAAUUCCCGAUUCACGACAAGUAAAAGCUGAUGAAUUACAGCCCGGUGUGUGUUAUCUGCAAAUCACAGCCGUUGAUCCGGUUAUGGAAGAUGAGGAUUUAGGAAGCAGAAGGGAGAGGAUUUUUUCUCUUUCAACUGGUUCUGUUCGGGCUCGUGUGUUUGACCGGUUCUUGUUUGAUACCCCUUUUACUAAAAAUGGUAAGACUCAAGGUGGGUUGGAAGACCAGUGGAAAAGACGAACUGUGGUUCAAACUGAAGGUUCGUUUCCUGCUUUAGUGAACCGCCUUUUGGUUACUAAAUCUGAAUCACUUGAGUUUUCGCCUGUGGAGAAUGCUAUUGGUAUGAUUGAAACCCGAACUGCUGCAUUAAGAAAUGAGCUUGAAGAGCCGCAUAGUUCUGAUGGUGAUCAGCUUCCACGCCUCCAGAGUUUACAGAGGAUACUUCAGGGUUCUGUAGCAGUUCAAGUGAACAGUGGAGUACUUAGUGUGUGCACAGCUUUCUUAUCGGGGGAGCCCGCAACAAGACUUAGGUCACAGGAAUUGCAGCAACUGAUUGCUGCUCUUCUUGAAUUCAUGGCUGUUUGCAAGCGUGCUAUACGUGUGCAUUUUAGACUUAUCGGAGAUGAAGAUCAAGAUUUCCACACACAACUAGUCAACGGUUUUCAGUCGCUCACUGCUGAGUUGUCACAUUACAUCCCUGCAAUUCUUUCAGAGCUUUGAUUGUAUUGUAUCUAUCCAUGGUUUAUAUGUUUCUAGUGUGAGCCCACGGCUGGUUUGGUGGUUUGCGUGUUUACAUUUUUAGUCAUUUGUUUAUGUAUCAUGUUUGGUAGAUGAUAAUGUUUGAUGUUUUAGGUCCCUUGGUUUUUGUUGAUUUUUUUAAUAGAAUCUUGUAAUUAUUAUUUUUUUAUUUGCUUAAUGAAAUCUCCUAACUUGGUUUGCUUCA
Messenger RNA from Helianthus annuus (common sunflower), 5915 nucleotides. RefSeq names its product guanine nucleotide exchange factor SPIKE 1. The coding region runs from base 248 to 5692 and encodes 1814 amino acids. The record is from RefSeq and is a predicted model, not a curated record. Gene Ontology annotation, biological process: small GTPase-mediated signal transduction; positive regulation of GTPase activity. Gene Ontology annotation, molecular function: guanyl-nucleotide exchange factor activity. Lineage: Eukaryota; Viridiplantae; Streptophyta; Magnoliopsida; Asterales; Asteraceae. The transcript has 30 exons.